This is a messenger RNA of Scatophagus argus, 2126 nucleotides long. RefSeq names its product metalloreductase STEAP4-like. Gene Ontology annotation, cellular component: endosome; plasma membrane. The transcript has 10 exons. Gene Ontology annotation, biological process: copper ion import. The record is from RefSeq and is a predicted model, not a curated record. Gene Ontology annotation, molecular function: ferric-chelate reductase (NADPH) activity; cupric reductase (NADH) activity. Lineage: Eukaryota; Metazoa; Chordata; Actinopteri; Scatophagidae. Bases 271 to 1689 code for a protein of 472 amino acids.
GAAAUAUCCGUCAGUUUUGGUUGCAAAUGAGUUAGAAGGACAUGCUGGUUUGAGGGGCAGACAGUCGAUUUGCUGACACUUUUUCCAGAAGAGCUGUUACUUUGACGACUAUUAUUUUGUCACGUCUGCCUUAAAUCAGGACACAUCAGUCAGUCAUCUUUCAGUGCAGCUGUUUGGCUCUGACAGGAAACCUUUGAGUGUUUUGUUCACAGGAGAUAUCUUCACUGUUUGUCUCAGACUGAAGCCACGUCAGUUGACAGACUGAACAGCAUGUCAAGGGAGGUGAAACCAGAGAGCGUGGCCCUGUGUCCUCUGGGCACAGCAGCUGCCCCUGAGCAGAAGCUGCUGUGUAUCUUUGGGACGGGGGACUUUGGGCGCACUCUGGGCCAGCGUCUGCUCCAGUCUGGCUACAGGGUGGUGUACGGCAGCCGCAGACCUGGCAGCUGUGGCCCCUUGCCUCAGGAAGUUCAGGUGAUGAGCCACGCGGCAGCAGCCCAGCCAGCCAGUCUGGUCUUUCUUUGUAUUCACAGAGAACACUAUGAUUUCCUGGAGACUCUUGCACCUCAACUUAAGGGAAAGGUGCUGGUGGAUGUGAGCAACAACCUCAAGAAAAAUCAAUACCCAGAGGCCAAUGCAGAGUAUCUGCAGAGGCUGAUCCCUGGAGCUCAUGUGGUGAAGGCUUUUAACACUUUGUCUGCCUGGACCCUGCAAAAUGGACCUGCAGAUGCCAAUAGACAGGUGUAUCUGUGUGGAAACAGUGCUGAGGCAAAGCAGGUGGUUACAGAGGUGGCAACCAAACUGGGCUUCACCGUUCUGGAGAAGGGGUCUCUGACUGCAGCCAGAGAGCUGGAAGAUUUCCCCCUGCGGCUGUUCCCAGAGUGGAGGCUGCCACUACAGCUGGCCACCAGCCUCACCGCCUUCUUCUUCUUCUAUCUGGUCAUUAGGGAUGUCAUCUACACAUAUGUUGAACAGGGGAAAGACAACUCCUUCAGAAUCGUGGUGUCCUUGGCCAACAAGGUGUUCCCCAUUGUGUCUCUUAUCAUGUUGUCUCUGUGUUACCUGCCUGGUAUCAUAGCUGCCUUCCUUCAGCUCUACAGAGGAACCAAAUACAAACGAUUCCCUGACUGGUUGGAUCGCUGGAUGCUGUGCAGGAAACAGCUGGGACUUCUUGCACUUGGCUUUGCGUCUCUCCAUGUGCUCUACACUCUCCUCAUCCCCAUAAGAUAUUAUGUGAGAUUCAGGCUUGCUGCACAUACAAUCUCACAGAUCAAGGAGAACAAAACAUCAGAGUUUGACACCACCAUGGCCUGGCGUACUGACUCUUACUACUCUGUGGGGAUUCUGGGAUUUGGCCUGUAUCUCCUGUUGGGAAUAACCUCUCUCCCCUCUGUCAGCAAUGCUCUCAGCUGGAGAGAGUUCAGCUUUAUACAGUCCAAGCUGGGGUAUCUGACACUGUUCACCUGUACCUUUCACACCUACCUGUAUGGCUGGGACAGGUUCCUUUCACCUUCUUCCUACAAAUGGUACAUUCCUUCAGCCUACAUGCUCAGUCUUGUGGUGCCUUCUGUAGUGUUGGUACUCAAGCUGUUGAUCCUCCUGCCUUGUGUGGACCGUAGCCUCACCCGGAUUCGGCGGGGCUGGGAAAGGACUGACCCACGGGAUGACAGCAAGAAAUUACUGCUGACAUAGAACUACUGCAGUUACAGACUCAAAAGCAAUGGUGUGCAUGGAAAAGUGACUUGACUUUCUGGAUGAGAUCAGAUUAUCUGGCAAAUCUUUGACGGAUUGUGUUGCAAUUGUCACAUUUUGUGAAUACUUCAUGUAGUACAACUGCAUUGUGUAUUUUUUCUCAGUUAGAACUUGGCCCUAUAUAAAUGAACACAGACACAUACAUUACAUGUACUCAUGUACACUCCAGUGUGUACAGAUUCUUUAUGUUACUCAUCAGUCUUAAUCUACAAUAUGAGCUUACUUAUGUUUAUUCGAUUUAUUUUUAUAUCUUUCUCUGUAAAUUAAUAUUUUUGUAUGUGGGUCUCACUGCUUUUCCUUUGUUUCCUCUCAUUAGGGCUGGUAGACUGUAUAACCACUAUGAAGUGCUCUUCAAAAUAAACUUAAGUGUGACUGAA